Molecule: messenger RNA, 3294 nt
Organism: Branchiostoma floridae (Florida lancelet)
Lineage: Eukaryota; Metazoa; Chordata; Leptocardii; Amphioxiformes; Branchiostomatidae
Product: kelch-like protein 24
Exons: 2
Coding region: 137-2071 (644 amino acids)
Molecular function (GO): protein binding
Source: RefSeq, a predicted model, not a curated record
CAGGUUAACCGGUUAGACAACAUCUUCAGACAGGGUGUGACACGGGCAGGUCAGCACUGCAAGCUUAAAGAUCUCUAACUUUGUCACCAACUUUGUCUCACAGAUUUGAUAGCAGAACGUCAGGUGAGCAACCGUCAUGUUCGGCCGGGGUCUUGGCAACGACUAUGACGACGAGUCUGACGGUGAUUUGUACUACUCCAGCCUUACUAGUGGGAGUGGCAUAGAAUCCACCGAAGACGGCUCCCGCCUCUUCCAAAACUACUUACAGGAACAUAUGGUUCUUACAGAACUUGCCAGGCAGCGUAAGACCGGUGAGUUUCUUGAUGUGGUUAUAGAAGUAGAGGGUAGAGAGUUCCCUUGUCACCGCGCCAUGUUGGCAUCUACACCAUACUUCAAAACCAUGUUGUCGUCCAAUUUCGCUGAAAGUAGUUCAAAGGUCGUACAGCUGCAUGGGACUGACUCCUCCAGCUUCUCUAAGAUCCUGGACUUCAUUUAUACCGGGGAAAUCCGCAUCGGUAAAGAAGAUGUCCAAGACGUUCUACAGACGGCACAUAUCCUACAGUUCGACAAGAUUCUGCAGUACUGCAAGAAAUUCAUCCAAGACAACCUCAGCCCGACCAACUGUCUGGGUAUCAUGCGAAUGGCCAACUUGUAUGAUCUUUCUGAAAUGAAAAAGAGCGCGAGGACCAUGGCACUGUCAAAAUUUUCCGACGUCAUUGAAGAUGAAGAGUUCCUUAGCCUUUCGGUGCAAGAACUCUCAGAUCUACUCGGUGACGAAGGUCUAAGAGUUACGAGUGAGGACGACGUUGUCAAUUCUGUGAUAAGAUGGCUCGACCAUGCCGCUGAAAGCAGCCAGACAGCAAUCUUGAAGAUUUUGACAGAGAUUCGUCUACCUUGUGUGAGGGUCAGCGUGCUACAGAAGCUUGAGUCACACCCUGCGGUGCAGAAGCACGCAGAAUGUCUGGCAAAAAUCAGAGCAGCCAGGGAAGAGCAUCUUCUCUGUAAACAGGCAGAGGAAGAAGACGCAAGUAGGUACAGACGUGGGAUAUCGGACGGCCUGGCAAUCACUGUCGGCGGUUGGAAGGCGGUAAGAGAGCCACGUCUUCAAAGUUCGAUCCCAAUUGUUGUACAGCCUUCAUCUUGGCCCUUGCAAAGCAUUAUUUGCUUGGAUCCAGAUAAUCAGCAAUACUACCACAUCACUAACCUACCGACGCCUGUCUCCGGCUACACGAGUGUGGCAUGUGCAGAUGGAUACCUGUACGUGACAGGUGGGCGGGAGAAUCCUCUGGUCGGCGAGGGUCCACACCCUGCCCCGUCCAAGCAAGCCUUUCGGUACCAUUUCCCCUCAGACACUUGGCUGAGGUUGCCCGACAUGCCAGUCGGCAGGGCAGAGCAUCUGUCGGUGGUUGUUGACGGGAAACUCUUUCUGAUAGGCGAUAAAAUUGACGGUGAUGCUGAGACGACGACUUUCGUGACGACUAUAGCUAUGGACUGCUAUGAUCCCCGAGAAGCAGCUUGGAUAAAGAUACCCUUGCGACCGAUAACACACACUUCAUCAAAGUUGACGGUAAUGUUAACCGGAGGCAAGGUUGUAUUCAUCGACGUGAGUAAUUCAAGAGGUUUCGACAUCCUGUGUCUUCAUGCGUUUGAUAUGAAAACCUAUGGUUGGAGGUACGCCGAUAUAUUCAUGGGGAUAGCGGGGAAAGCAGUCAUUCAUUCGACUGCUGCUGUCAAUGAUAAGCUUUAUAUCCGUACUGCUUACAAGGAAAGAAAACCAAAGGAUUCCGUACAGUACAUCUUCGAUGCCGAUGAAGGAACCCUAAAUAGGGUCGACAAACAAGAUUUCGAGGACUUCCUUCGCGCACGACCUGAGCCCAUCUACGAGUUCAGCAACAGUACAGGUUAUUGUGAAUACCACCAGCAACUUCGAGAUUGGAGACCACUUCAGUCGCACAAAGCAGACGCCUCUUCCCUUUGCCUUAUUACCCAGAAGAGCCGACUCGGAUGGUACUGUCGGGAUCUUUCCGCACUAGUGCUGGAGGAAGAGGAAGAUCGAGAGGGGUCGGAUUAGGACUUAAACUAGAUAACUACAUGUAGUUGAGUGGGAAUAUGGACUGGUUGAUAUAUAGAAUAUCAGUAAAAUCCUGUGUACUAUUAGUAGUUAGAUUGACUCUUACUAGUUAUGAACCAAUCUUGAUUUUGAAUAAGACAACUACAUGCACAAACAUCCUUAAGUUGACAGAAAACAAGAAAAGCACCCUAUAGAUAUAGAUAGAAAAGCAGCAUGAAAAAAUGUAUCAGAUCUAUCUGGAAGCAAGAGGUCCUAUUUCAAGGAAGUUCUAUUUCUGAAAUCCUCUGGCAAGCACAGUAUACAUCGUAUACCAUACAAAUGGAGGUAUGAGCUUGGAGUGUUUCAACAGGAAACCGUAAAGCAAUAUGUCAAUCAAUCAAUCUAUUAGUCAAUUGACCAGAGUAAAUUAUAGACACAUAUCCUUACUUAUGUAGUUCUAGACAACAUGUAACCUACCAGUAUCUGUUGUCGACAUAAUUAUGGCUAUCACCCAAUUACAUUAACUUUGGUGGAAAACAUAUUUUAAAAAAGGCAGAAAAUGAUGUAUUUGAAAAAAAAACCACCAAAUACAUAUGGUGUGAAUUUGGCAGUUUGAUAAAAAUGGAUUUGUACAAGCGUGUAUCAUGGCAUUGUCAUAUCGCAAAAUAUAUAAAAGAUUGAGAACAUUUCAUACAAUAUGCACACAAUGUACCAGCAAAUUUAUACUGCUAUAUGUGCAUAGAGGCAACAAAUAUUAUGCAAGAGGAAAUGAAUAUGAAAAGUACAUUGGAUAUUUUCACCAAAAAAACUAUGUAUAAUUUCUACAUUCAAUAUGAAUGUUUGUGAACGUGUUACACUUUUACAAUCUAAUUAUUGUAGAGAUAUGUUGAAUAUGAUAUAAUUCUCAUGACAUUUUGGCUCCAUAAUAUUAACAAGUCAUAUUUUACAAUGAAACAUUAUCAUAUUACUUUUUAACAUUUUUUACUUGCUAAAACCACCAGUCUUGUUUUGCAUAACAUUAUAUAUAAUACUGUACUAUCAUAAACAUUCCAAUUUUACAAGGCAGGGUUGAGUAUAAUUUGUUUGCUACACAUGUUUGCUUAAAAUCAUGUUUUCUUAAGUAGCUGUAAUUUUUUACUACCAGUUCCAGUAGUAUAAUCAGAAAGUCAGGGCUCGAAAUCAUUUUUUCUGCAAACCUGCACUGGUGCAGUUAACAUUGAAACCUGCACCAGACAAAUUUUACC